Messenger RNA from Prorocentrum cordatum, 666 nucleotides. The record is from the annotation of a GenBank genome assembly. NCBI's taxonomy places the organism in Eukaryota, Dinophyceae, Prorocentrales, Prorocentraceae.
CCACAUCAGGAUCGAGGGGAGCGCACGCGAGAGCGCGCCCCUUCCGGCAGCGGCCGAGCGCUCUUCGCCACCCCCUCGAGCGGCCGAGCCGGCAUCCGCGCCAUGGAGCCCGAGCCGGCGCGGCCAGCCCGGCCGGCGCGCCUGCGGCUCUGCGCGGUCGCGGCCCUCGUGGCGCUGGCGGGGCUGCACGGAGCGCCGCCUGCCUGGUGCCAGGCCCGGGCCUGGCGGCCAGCGCGCCAGGCAUCGCCAGUGACGGUGCGCGCGGCAGCGAUGCCCGACAUGGGAAAGCUGAUGGGGGCCAUGCCGAAGAUGAUGGAGGGCAUGAAGAAACUCCCCGAGCUGCAGGCGAAGCUGAAGGCCACGCCGUGCACUGGCGAGGCGCUGAACGGCCGCAUCAAGGUCACCAUAACAGGUGACCUCACGCCGCAGGCAGUGGAGAUCGAGGACGCCCUGCUCAAGGAGGUGGACGGCAAGACCCUCAGCCUGGGCGUGCUGGCCGCCAUGCAGAACGCCCACGCGAACUCGGUGCAGAUGUCGCAGAAGCAGCUGUCGGAGUUCUACGGCUCCAUGGGCGUGCCCAUCCCGGGCGGCGCGCCCGCUCCCGCGCCGGCCCCUCCGCCGCCGUCGCUGGACUUCGACCCCAUCGGGAUCCGGUCGCUGGACUGA